This is a messenger RNA of Lachancea meyersii CBS 8951, 2565 nucleotides long. Lineage: Eukaryota; Fungi; Ascomycota; Saccharomycetes; Saccharomycetales; Saccharomycetaceae. The record is from the annotation of a GenBank genome assembly.
AUGGAUCUUCAGAAGUUUCUUAAUAUACAAAUUUAUCUAUAUUCAAAAAGUGACAGAAUGGAAAAGAGUGAUAUGAAAUUUAAAUAUCGCGAUGAGCUUGACAAACUUCAAUGGUUAGCUCAGACUUCGAGCUAUAGGUGUGGACAAUCGAACGAUUUGAAGUGCCCGGGAGCUUCUGACCAUUUUUGGAAUAUGUUUGAUAUUAAAAGAGAUAUAAAUGGAGCCGGAUCGAAAAAAAGACGGCGCCAAACUAUUGUCUGCGUGAACUGUAGACGCCGUAAGACAAAAUGCGAUAAAGGGAAGCCUUGUGGAGCUUGCAUCAAGCUAGGUAUUCAGGACACAUGCCGCUACGUGCCAGAAUUAGGCGCCCACUUAAGGCAAAAGGACUUACCCGAUCUGGCGGCGAUGGUCCCUCAUUAUGAAUCGACAUACAUCAAUUUAAGGCCUUUGGGAUUUCCUGUUUACCGCAAAAGGUCGGGAACGUGCUACGUUCCACCACUCACAGCUGGAGCAGCAGUUCAAAGAGAUAUAUAUCUCCGUGUGCUGCAAUCGGUGUGCAGUAUUCCGAGAAGCGCAAUCGACAAGGCUCAAAAACGAAAUGACGAAGCUGCAGCAGGAGAAUGUUCUAUAAUAUGCGCGAGUAACAAAGACCUGAAGCAUGAACCUACAGAUUCACCUAUCAAUAAUCUACCCAACUCCCUGCGACAUAUCGAAAAGUUGGAGUUAGAAGCAGUAGACCUAGAAGGUAGUCUUGCUUCCAAACACAAGCAAACCUGCAAACAUUUAUUCGAAAAAUUCGGCAUCUCGCGGAAAAAUCGCACUCGCUCUUGGGGUGGAGCAAAGCUUCCUCUCGAACUUAUGCCUGAAGCAGAUCUUUUUUUCCACCACGUUUGGCCGUUUUUCGUCGAAUACGUUUCGUCGUUAUGCCCUUUAUUCGAUCUUGAAGGUUUGAAAGCCAAGCUCGACAUUUUCUAUCGCAAAGACGAGCAGAAAAAGUACGGGGUGGACGAUUACGCCAGCUUCUGCAUACUCCUACUGAUAACACGCAUCGUUCAAAUUUCGAUCAAUCUCGCAAAACCCGCCGACAUUUCAACCUAUUCGAAAAUCAAAAACAUCGAAACAGAGCAUUAUAUCCCAGUAGUAAACCACUACAUUUUUCACGGUGAAAACGCUAGAAAAUGCUCCUUGCUCAGACUACAAAGCAUGCUGCUGCUGAGAUUUUAUCAAUGGUGUGCUCCCGAUGAUGGGGAUGGCGAGUGCUUGCAACAAAGCAGUAUGUUAAUGGGGAUGAUAGUAUCAGGAUCCUAUGGAAUUGGCAUUGGAUGGCAAUGUGUGACUCAGGCAGAGCUGUUUAUUUUGGACCGACCACCAUGGUGUUACUCAGAUUCAUCACAAACUUUCGAGGACAUAAAAGAAUACCAGAGGGUUUGGAGCGUCAUUUUACACUGGGACCGCAAGUUGAGUCUAUUGACAGGCUUACCUUGUUUAAUUAACACGACUAAGAGAAUUGAUAAAGAUAUGCAUAAUAACUUGCCCUCAGUUACCUUAAAACAUGAUUAUCUCUUGGAAAAGAUAGCGAGGACCAUAAGCAACAACACAGAAGAGGUUGAUUACGAUUCAAUUAAAAAGCUCUCCGAACAUCUCAGGCAAAUACUGCGAAACGAUGUCAUGGAAAACCGCUGGAGCCUGGUUCUGGAGUUCGAGAUGAAUAUUGUUCUUCUCCUCCUCGAGCUCUCUUUUAACCACGCCCGUGUUGUCAACUGCGAGACUACACAGUGCUUCGAGGAAUAUCAAGAUUGCAUGCAAGCUCUGGUGGAGAAAUUAAUACAAGUGGCUAACCUUUGCGAGCACUUGCUGGAGGACCAAGAAUAUUUAGCAUUUGCAAGAUUUUACACAAACAGGAUCGUCGAAUUGGCACUAAGAACUGUAGUCACGAUCAUACCAUCAGUCAUCUUGCGUUCCGGUAGAUCAGCAGAAGCUGGUUUGAAAACAACUCUUAUGAAAUUUUACAAAGCUGUACUCUCAGCCUAUUUCAAUAAUCUGGGCACCGAUUAUUACCAGGCUUUCAGACGGAUGUUUAGCUCGAAGAUUUUAUACAAGACCCUCAGUUCUUUGAACGAAAAGGAUCCAUUCGAGACUAUACUAGAAUACUUUACACAGACUACUGAGAAAGGUGAACAUAUGGCAGAACCCCGCUCAAUCGAAAUUCGGAGAUUUAGAGACCUAUAUGAUCAAAAAGGCGGAAAUACUAGACCUAGCGAAGUGUGGGAUGACAGUUUGGGCAUCAAUAAGAACUUCUUUUCGUUUGAAAUCGAUAUUGAAAACCUCAGCAAGUUCUUUCCAUUCACCAGUGAGCAGUCAGAAAACAAAUAUGACAUCUUCGCUUCAUUUUUCACCAAGGUCUCGACAGCAUUUCUCAAAAAGGUCAAAACUUUACCAUCUGCGAGCUUGCCCGACUCGCCUCAUAAUAUUCUCGAUAACUUUGACUAUCGUUUGCUUGAUUUUGGUGAAAACAAUCCAUACGACCCUUUGAUGUUCCUAAGUUUUUUUGAGCCUACAGGAUAA